CACCCACACACACACCCCAUGUGACUCUGUCUUUAAAAGCAGGAACCAGGAAGCAGCUCUUCAGAGGAGGUUCAGCUCAGGAGCCACGAUGACUUCCACCAUCAGAGGCCUGACGUUGGGGAGCCUGCUGCUCGUCUCCUUGUGCUUGGAGCCUGCAGCCAUGUCCGAUAGCGGACUGGAUGUCCACUGGGACAUGUGGAAGAAGACGCACAACAAGCAGUACCAAACUGAGGUGGAGGAGGUGUUCCGCCGGGAGGUGUGGGAGAAGAACCUGAAGGUUAUUACCAAGCACAACCUGGAGGCCUCGAUGGGCAUGAAAACCUUCGAACUGGGGAUGAACCACAUGGGAGACCUGACUGAGGAGGAGUACAGCCGGUUUUUGGGUCUGCGCCUUCCUUCCCGUGACCUCCAGAGGGCGCCAUCAUCCUUCGUGGAUACCUCAGCUUUACCAGACAGUGUGGACUGGAGGCAGAAGGGCCUGGUCAGCAGUGUGAAGAUGCAGGGUUCCUGCGGCUCCUGCUGGGCCUUCAGCGCUGCAGGGGCCCUCGAGGGCCUGCUGGCCAAGACGACGGGGAAGCUGGUGGACCUCAGUCCCCAGAACCUGGUGGACUGCUCCACCAAGUACGGCAACCACGGCUGCAGGGGGGGCCUCAUGGGGCACGCCUUCCAGUACGUCAUCGAUAACCAGGGCAUCGACUCGGACGCGUCCUACCCCUAUGUGGGGGAGGAGCAGCCGUGUCACUACGACCCGGCCCACAGGGCUGCCAACUGCUCCAGAUACGUGACCCUGCCUGAAGGGGACGAAGCGGCUCUGCAGCAGGCGCUGGCCACGGUCGGACCCGUCUCGGUCGCCAUCGACGCCUCCCGGCCGGAGUUCAUGCUCUACAAGAGCGGAGUGUACAUUGACCCCAGCUGCAAGGAGGAGGUGAACCACGGCGUGUUGGCUGUGGGCUACGGCACUCUGAACGGACAGGACUACUGGCUGAUCAAGAACAGUUGGGGGACGACCUUCGGCGAGGGCGGCUACGUGCGGAUGGCUCGGAACAGAGGCGACCAGUGUGGCAUCGCCCAGUACUGCGUCUUCCCCGUAUAGACCUACCUCCACCUGCUGCGACACACACACCGCCGCCGCCAGGAGACUCUACAACUCCUGAAAUACUAAAACCUGCGUUUGGGUGAUUUUUAUAAACACGGGUUGAACAGGAUUUCUAGUUUUCUCUCUGAAUUAGAUGAUCCUAUGUGAUGGCUGGCGUUAGAUUGAGUGUGAUUUUGGUUCUGUCAUGGAGAGAAAUGUUCACUCCUAAACUGGAAGUACUAUCUUGAUACAAUAAUCUAUCUCAAUUGUUCUAUUUUUACUCAUCUUAUGACGAUUCUGGACAUUUCCAAGCUUUCUGUUUUAAAACAUGUAGCAGAAAAAGUCAUUUUACUACAGAUUAUUUAAUUUUUUUUGUCAUUGAUGUACUUUAAUUAAAUCGACACAUUUUAAUGCUCGGUAUCGAUACAGACUGUCGUGUCUUGAAGUGGAUUCAUUCAACAUAGCGCCGCAAUAUUUGUGGUUUCAUUACAAAAACAACCAACAGCUCAACUAGUGGCCCAACAUGCAAACCACAACUACAUCUUCAGCAUUUCUGCUUUUGUAAACAUGAAUGUUUUCAGACACAGAAAUGCAAUAAUGAUGAGUUUUCACUUUAAAUGGUUCCUUAACUAAACGUCAAGCAGCCACUGGUCACGAGACCGUUUGCUUUGGAUCACGGUCGACACUCGGGUGACAGAAAGGUGCACAUUUCCUCUCAACAUUUUAAUACUGUUUGAAUAAAGCAAAUGUGUUGCAUUUAAUAUUACUUUAAAUCAAAAUCUUCCUAUUCAUUUGCAAGACAUACUGCAUAGAUAUUCAUUAAGUACAGACAAACCACUGAGUGCACAGAUAUAGGUCAACAUCUAACACAAAGAAAUGGAGGGGUUGUAUUCUAAUCAACCAUUAAACACCAGAAUGAAAUAAAGAUUAAGUAAAAAAAAUGAAAAGACCUAAAGCAUCAAAUGUAAAAUAGAAAAAAGAAAUAAUAUUAUUUUAAAAUAUUUUUCCCAAUGAAAAGCAAAGGUUUUUGCUGAAAUAUGUUUUGCCUGGUGUUUAACAGUUGAGUCUUCUUCUGCUGUAUGUAUUGGUAGAUUGGAGGGACCAGGUCGAUCUCAGGUAGAUUGAAAUCACCUGUGAGCUGAUCUGAGCUCUGCCUGAUCAGCUGGUCAGUCAGGAGGCAGGUGAUAAGAGCAGCAGCUCAGAAAGCUUGUUUUGUCUUUGCAGAGUGCCACGAGGAGAGACCCCAUUUACUCAAAGUUUCAAGUAAAAAUGUGUUUUCGAUGUCAGGAAGAUUGAAAUGAAUGUCCUGAGCAGGCCAGGCCCAGAGCCGGUGCUGCUGGUUGCAGAGAAAAGUUUCAUAUUAUGUAUAAACAUAGCAUUUUAUCCAUGUUUUACUGGUUGAAGUGAACCCUUGCCAGAGAGAAAUCAUUUUUAUUUUGGAAAAUCUGAUUUAUUUUAUGUCAAUAUUCAGCACUCAAUGCAAGGUUUGUCAUUUAUAGCGACUGACAAAAUGUGGUAAAAUCAUGGUUUUUUUUUUUAAUUAAAAACAAUUUUUUUUUGGGGGGGGGGAACCUUAACCUUAACAAAUGCUGCACCAAACAAGAAGUGAAUCAUUAACGGAAUAAUUGUAUAUUGUUCUGCAUAAAUAUAUAAUUGUAUCCUUAUUUUUAAUUGUUAAAAUACUCAUCAGAAAUAAGCAAUUUUGAUUUCAUUAAAACUCUAAAUAACCACUAAUGUUCACAUCUAUGUUAAAUAUUCAGCACUGGAUAAGGGAGAAAGUGACUCCAUAAUCUUAAGCAGGAAGAGAGCCAGUCUAAAAUCAAUGACUGGUCAGUGUUUCAGUACAAUGCGGCUGCUGGUUUCAGGUUUGGAUGUUAAACUCGCCAUAAAAACUGUCUGAAAGGAUCCCAUUGACUCUUUGGGAAAUUGGCUUGUUGGUCAAUUUAGCUUCUCCAUGUUAGGACAGAAGUGAGGCUAAAAAUCAAUACGAGUGUCUCUGGUAAAUAUCCUGUGAACAUGCUGAUGUGAAGCCACACCGCUGUCUGUAACACGGUCAGAAAAAAAGCUUCAGGCGGUUUGUUUUUAACUGCUCCAUUCAUAAAACAUCAAGUUUUUCAUAUAAAUUCAAAUCAAUUUAAAAGAAGUGCUGACUCUCAGCUGCUUGCUUUCUUUCUGAUUAUCUUUACAUAGUUUUUUUUAGCAUGCAUGUAAUUAACUCAUUCAGUGCUGUGCAUGUUAGCAUGAUGCUAAUUGAGACCCUGUUUACAUGAACCCUCAAAUUAGAAGGCAUCGAGUUUGAUUUCAUGCCAGAAGAGUUUGACGCUCACAUGGCAAUGCUUUGAAACCGCUGUCUGAUAACAUCAAAACGCUGGAAACAAUGCAGUCAGCAAAAAGUGUUGACAAAAAAUAUUGUUAGCAUGCCAGGGCACGAGGUGGCGCUGAUGGUUGCUUUUGUAACAAAACCACGCAGAGUGAACAAUACACAAUAAACAUGAACAAUGGGAGAACGUGGACAUUUGUAAGGACAGAUGACCAAGAUGCAUUGCUAUUAUGACCAUCAACUCUAAAACUACCACAUCCGGCAGAAUCUGGACGGGAGUCGUGACUCUCUGGAGGCCGCUAUGUUUGUUUGUUGUCCUUCUACUCAUGUGCAGAAGGAUUAUUUCCUGAGGCCAUGGUGCGCACGUGCAGUGCUUUGUUUCCAAAAAACUGCUUUUCCCUGUUUCCAUGGUGACAGAGUCAGAACCUUUUUUCAAAAAGUCCCACCAUGGGAGCCAUUUUCAGAAAGCUGCAUUUUGUGGCUCUGAGCUCCCAGAUGUAGCAGAGGUUUUGCGUUUUGGCUUGAAAGCCUCGUCAUGUUUCACUUUGGCUUGUGUGACUCACUGCCGGAGCAGCUGGACAACAAUUUAGAGAAAAUUCAGCCAUGAGUUAGACUAAGAGUCACAGCAAUGUUUAAAAAAAAAAAAAAAAAAAAAAA
Molecule: messenger RNA, 4052 nt
Organism: Salarias fasciatus (jewelled blenny)
Lineage: Eukaryota; Metazoa; Chordata; Actinopteri; Blenniiformes; Blenniidae
Gene: ctss2.1
Product: cathepsin S, ortholog2, tandem duplicate 1
Exons: 8
Coding region: 89-1093 (334 amino acids)
Biological process (GO): proteolysis
Molecular function (GO): cysteine-type peptidase activity
Source: RefSeq, a predicted model, not a curated record